CGAGGUGGAAUCCCCACCCGAGGUGGAAUCCCCAUCCGAGGUUCCAUCCGAGGGGAAAUCCCCCUCCGAGGUGGAAUUUCCAUCCGAAGUCGAAGGCACAUCCCUGGUGGAUGUCACAUCCGAGGUGGAAGUCCCCACAUCCCCUGAAAUGAAAAUCAGCUCCAUAUCUACCAGUGAUACCAAUUACAGUCUCGAAAGACCUUCCGUGGACGACCAGUCGCCCCUGCACGUCUAUGAGACGGCGUCGGUGAGAACUAGUGUUGACGCCACCCCGACUCGGGCAUCAGAGCCGCCGCCGCCUGAGCAGGAUGUUUCCCUGAACCAGCUGGAAAAAUUCCAAAAAGAGUUCCAGGAGCAGAUGGGGACCCGCCACCACUUCCGCCUGAGCCAAGGGAGCAGCAUCGUCUCCUCUGACAUGGAAGAGCUCCUUCUGGGCUUGGAGGGGCCCUUUCUACAGGUGCCAGAGCGCCCCCAGGUGCCCCUGAGGGAAGCCUCACAGCCAGCAUUCCUGGACCACCUGCAGCAGCUGAGCACAGAGGAGGAGGGGCAGGGAGAGUCCGAGGGCAGUGGAGAGGGGGAUGAGGAAGACUCCCAGCUGGUGGUCCUGGACCCCAAUCACGCUAAGGCCACGACGCAGACGCACGCGCAGCGGCAGGCGGUGGGCGUGAGCCUGUACGGCGUGCAGCAGCACCUGGCGCGCCUGCAGAUGCAGCUGGAGCGCAACCACGACCGCUACUCGCUGGCCGCCUGCGAGCGGCACCAGCGCGAGGAGGAGCUGCACGCCGCGCGCGGCCUCUACGCGCGCACCCGCGCCGCCGCCCAGGAGGAGCGCAAGAGGCUGGCCGCCCUGCAGACGGAGGUGGAGAACCUGGUGCUGCGCCUCUUCUACAUGCAGAACGUGGACCAGGACAUGCGGGGCGACAUCCUGGUCAUGAAGCAGGUCGUCAAGAAGGCCGAGGUGGACAGGCUGCGGGCCGAGGUGGAGAAGCGGCAGCAGGACCUGCACGUGGACCAGCUGACCACGCAAGCCAACCAGCUGGAAGAGGACGUCGCCCUCACUGAGGCCAAGUACCUCGCGCAGGCUGAGGACACACAGGUCUUACGGAAAGCCGUGAGUGAGGCCUGCACUGAGAUCCAGGCCAUCAGCAUGGAGAAGAAGCACAUCUUGCAGCAGUGGGCCACCAGCCUGUUGGGGAUGAAGCACCGAGAUGCGGCUCACAAGACCAUCCUGGACGCCCUGAGCGAGUGCCAGCAUCAAAUGAAGUCCAUGGAUGGGGAGAUAGAAGCAUAUAAGAAAUCUAUCAUGAAGGAGGAGGAGAGGAACGAGAAGCUAGCCAGUGUGCUGUUCAGGGUGGACACCGAGGCCCACCUCAUGCAGAAGCUGACCGCCCAGUGUCUGGCCAAACAGGAGGUCCUGCAGAAUGAAUUCAACACCUACAGGCUGGCCAUGCAGGAGCUCGAGGACAAGCUGGGCCAGGCCCACCAGGAGCACGAGGCUGUGGCUGCCGAUCUGAACGCUGUGAGCCAGGCCAUCCAGUACGAGAUGAACACCAGGCGGAAGGUGGAGGCCUGCAUCUUUGAGAAGCUGCAGGAGCACAUGACCUCCAACAAGAUGACCAAGUACUUCAACCAGCUCAUCAUCAAGCUGCAGAAGAAGAAGACCAACUUGGUGACACACCUGUCCAAAAUCGACGGCCAGAUCGCCCAGACCACGCUGAACAUCACCAACACCGACUGCCGGCUGGAGGGCCACCAGAAGGUGUUGGCGGAGCUGGACAAGGAGGUGAAGAGGCUCACCGAGCUCAUCGCCAACAGCGAGAGCGAGAUCUCCCGGCGCACCAUCCUGAUUGAGCGGAAGCAAGGCCUCAUCAACUUCUUCAACAAGCAGCUGGAGCAGAUGGUCUCCGAGCUGGGGGGGGAAGAGCUGGGGCCCCUGGAGCUGGAGAUCAAGAGGCUGACGCGGCUGUCGGAGGAGCACACGGCCAGCGUGACCCAGGCGCAGGUGAGCUGGUUGCGUCUGCAGCAGGACAUGGUCCAGGCCACGCAGCAGCGGGAGGAGCAGCUGGCCGACCUGGACCUGUUCAAGAAGGAGCUCCGCAUCCUGGAGCAGAAGAAGCUGCGCAUCGACAACAAGAUCGCGCAAGAGAAGAAGGAGCAGAAGGAGGUGGAGCACCACAUGAAGGAGCUGGACAAGGACCUGAAGCAGCUCAACGUGCUGAUGAGCAAGAACCGGGGCAACUCCCAGGAGCUGCAGCAGGUCACCAUGGUGACCGAGACCGAGUUCCUGCGCUCCCUCAAGGCCGCGGAGCGGGAGAGCAUGGAGCUGCAGGAGAGGCUGGCUCAGCUCAACGAGGAGAAGCGGUCCCUGCUCACCAGCCUGGUGGAGGCCGAGCACCAGAUCAUGCUGUGGGAGAAAAAAAUCCAGCUGGCCAAAGAGAUGCGCGCCUCUGUGGACUCGGAGACCGGCCAGGCGGAGAUCCGAGCCAUGAAGGCGGAGAUCCACCGGAUGCAGGUCAAGCACGGGCAGCUGCUGAAGCAGCAGGAGAAGAUGAUCCGAGACAUGGAGAUGGCGGUGGCCCACAGGGACACAAUCACCACCCGGGCCGAGGGCCAGAGCAAGAUGGACAAGAAGGCCUUCACCCGCACCGACUUCCACCACAAGGAGCUGGAGCUGAGGCGGAAAAUCAGGGACACUCACAAGGCCACCGAGGAGAGCGAACAGACCAUACAGGAGCUGGAAGUAAUGCAAAAGACGGCGAGCGACUCCCUGAUGGAGAAGCAGGAGCAACUGUCGGCCACGCAGUCCGAGUCAGACCUUCUGGAUGCAGACCUGGAGCGCCUGGUGGCCCUCAAGCGGCAGAACCUCUCAGACAUCGUCACCUUGCAGACGCGCUUGAAGCACCUCCAGGCGCUGAAGGAAGGCAAGUACGUGCCCCUGUUUCGCACGGAGCAGUCCCUGCAGGUCGAGAGCCAGCGGCUGGCGAACAGGCUGGCCACCAUGAGCAGUGCCCUGGACCACGUGAAGGACGAGUACCCCCAGUUCCAGGAGGCGCUGCACAAGCUCAGGCAGACCAUCGCUGCCAAGCUGGAGGCCCCCGGGGCCCCCUAAGGAGGCCACCAGCUUCCUCGUCCCGCCCCCCAGCCUCCAAGGGGCAGGCCAUGUGGGCCAGAC
Messenger RNA from Echinops telfairi (small Madagascar hedgehog), 3172 nucleotides. RefSeq names its product coiled-coil domain containing 40 (gene CCDC40). Gene Ontology annotation, biological process: axoneme assembly; epithelial cilium movement involved in determination of left/right asymmetry; heart looping. NCBI's taxonomy places the organism in Eukaryota, Metazoa, Chordata, Mammalia, Afrosoricida, Tenrecidae. Gene Ontology annotation, cellular component: cilium; cytoplasm. The coding region runs from base 149 to 3109 and encodes 986 amino acids. The transcript is spliced from 17 exons. The record is from RefSeq and is a predicted model, not a curated record.